Molecule: messenger RNA, 1158 nt
Organism: Nematolebias whitei (Rio pearlfish)
Lineage: Eukaryota; Metazoa; Chordata; Actinopteri; Cyprinodontiformes; Rivulidae
Product: tumor necrosis factor receptor superfamily member 6B-like
Exons: 5
Coding region: 1-1158 (385 amino acids)
Molecular function (GO): protein binding
Source: RefSeq, a predicted model, not a curated record
AUGUUCGUGUCCGUUCUGCUGCUGCUGCUCUCCGUGCGCCUCUGGCUGAUAACCGCUUCGCCACCGACCUUCCAGCACCAGGACCCGAUCUCCGGCAGGUCCCUGCAGUGCGACCGCUGCCCACCGGGGAACUUCCUGCGCGCGCGCUGCUCGUCAGCCCAGAGCAGCCAGUGCGCUCCGUGUCCGGAGGGAUCGUUCACGGAGCUGUGGAACUACAUCCCCACGUGCCUGCGCUGCGGGGUGUGCGGACGGAACCAGGUGGUGAAGAAGAAAUGCACCGCAGACAGCAACUGUCAGUGCGAGUGCAAGCAGGGCUACUAUUACAACCACGAGCAUCACAUGUGCUUCCAGCACAGCGCGUGCCCGUCCGGACAGGGGGUGCUGACACCAGGUACAGCAGACAAGAACACGGUGUGCCACAUUUGCUCCAACAACACUUUCUCCAAUGUUUCCUCUGCCCACGAUGGCUGUAGACAGCACAAGAGUUGCAGUGAUGCUGGGCUGAAGCUAGUGCUGAAGGGCUCUGCCUGGCACGACAGUGUGUGCGCAAAAUGUGGAGAGGUCAAAGACGGAGCAGAGUGCCUCAAAGAAAUCAUCCCGGCUUUCUUCAGGCAUCAUAAAAUCAAGAUGAAAUCUCUGCAUCGAAUUAUUCACAAGCUGUCAUCAAAAAGAAAAAUACAGGGUAGAACGUCAAAGCUCAGCUUCUCAGAACAUCUUUCAUUAAUCAGUAGUUGGGUUUCCUCGGCUACGUUGACACAAAUCCAGAAGCUCCCAGACGUACUAAUUAAAGUUAAAGGGAAAAGAGUUGGGGAGCAACUGCAGAGGAAGCUGGACCAAAUCAACACAUGUCUGAUAAAAAGUUGUUUGGUCAUGGUGGUGAGGUGCAGAGCCGAAUCCAAACUGGGCUCCAGAGAUGAAGGACCAGGCAGGACAGACAAGGCAGGCGAGUGGCUGGAGGGCAAGGCACAAGGAAUGAGGAACAGGACUAAGGGAGAACCAGAACUGGACAGGACCCAAGAAGGCUGGAUAACUGCAGGCACAAAAACAAGGCCUUCAUGCUUCUCUAAAUGUCAUCUUAAACGUUUCUACCGAGAAAAACUGUCACGUCUAAGUCAUAAACUGUCACACAUCAUUGGCAUGUACUUCUCCAAAAUUUGA